Molecule: messenger RNA, 960 nt
Organism: Cladophialophora immunda
Lineage: Eukaryota; Fungi; Ascomycota; Eurotiomycetes; Chaetothyriales; Herpotrichiellaceae
Exons: 1
Coding region: 1-960 (319 amino acids)
Molecular function (GO): 4-hydroxy-tetrahydrodipicolinate synthase activity
Source: RefSeq, a predicted model, not a curated record
AUGAACGGACAUCACACGGCUCGACCCCUGAGACCGGGCAUCAACGUGCCCAUGGUCACCAUCUUUGACCCAGAAACUGAAGAUGUUGAUGUCAAGGCGAUCGCAAAACACGCCGUCAGACUAGCCCAGGCUGGUCUAUCAUCAAUCACUUGUCAAGGAUCGAACGGAGAAGCAGUCCAUCUGACCAAGGAGGAGCGGAUACUAGUGACGAGCACCACCCGCAAAGCGCUGGACGAAGCUGGAUUCUCAGACAUGCCGAUUGUAGUUGGUUGUGGAGCUCAGUCGGUGCGAGAGACGAUCGAGUUUUGCCGAGAUGCGUACCAGGCCGGUGGGGAUUGUGCUCUGGUCUUGCCCCCUUCAUAUUACAAGUCGGCAUACAAGCCUGAGUCGUUUGUUGAGUAUUUUCAAGCUGUUGCGGAUGGCUCACCAAUCCCCAUUGUCAUCUACAACUAUCCCGGAGCCGUUGCCGGGGUGGAUCUCGACUCGGAUACCAUUAUCAAGCUGGCCAAGCACCCCAACAUCCGCGGUUGCAAGCUCACUUGCGGCAACACUGGCAAAUUGAACCGGAUUGCUCACGCGGUCAACGCCGCCACGCCCAACGACCUUGGAUCAGGCUGGAUGUGCAUGGGUGGCUCGGCGGAUUUCACCCUUCAAACCCUGAUUGCCGGCGGCUCAGGGAUUAUCACCGGCUUGGGCAAUGUUGUGCCUAAGGCUUGCGUCAAGGUUUACGACCUGUAUGCACAGGGCAAGGUCGAGGAGGCUCAGAAGCUCCAAGCAAUUGUGGCGCGCGGCGACUGGGGAGUGAUUGCUGGUGGAAUCACAGGCACCAAGAGUGCGAUGCAGUCAUACUUUGGGUAUGGGGGUUACGCCCGGCGGCCACUGCCCAAGCCAACCAAGGAGGAGGUGGCCAAGUGGGAGGAGAUGCUGAAGGAGGCUGUCGAGCUCGAAAACUCGCUGUAA